AUGGUGGAAAUGCCACCAACCACGACCCACGCGGUGGCGUUUACUUGCGCAUCCAAGGCAUCGCAACGGCAAAUGCUGCGACGCGAGCGCAGCAACGGACGCACAACGUCAACAGACGAGUCCGUGAAUGAAUCCACGAACCCAUUCGAUUGCAUCAAGCAAAUCCUGCCUGCUGCUCUCGACCCGUACGAACAGAAGCGCGUAUUUGCGUCGCGAAUGGCGCGAACAGCUCAGCGGAAUCGAUCGCAUCAUCGCGAUGAGAGGCGGCCGUACGGGGUCCAGUGCGUCGACAACAAUGUUCCCCUGGCCAUCUACGACGUCGACCACGGCGACAAAACGACUUUGUCUACAGCAGUUGAGACGUCCACCGUAGCGUAUUCGGCUGCAUUCAAGUCCAGGACGAAUCGGUUCGCAAGCACACCAGCGUACAAGCUCGGAUCGUUUGCCAGUGUCGUCAAGGAGCCGUAUGCCAACCCUGAAGACAUGGGUCCUGGCACAUAUCGUCUGCGCAUGCACACGCUUCGAAUCAAAGACAUCCAAGGCGAGAACUAUACGUAUGCCAGCCACACGGCGCGAUUUGACACACCCCGCUUGUACAUGGAGUCGUCGCCGAUCAAGAAAUCCGAGGCCUCUACCCUCGGGAAACCCGCCGGAUGCGCUGCGACCAUGUCGCAGACGCCGCGAUUCCGCUCAGACACGGCCUUUCCAGAGAACUAUGCGUCGUCAAAAACCCAGCGCAUAUUUUAUCCGCCCGACGUCGUCUACGAGAAACCAUCCAUCUUGCGGAACACCAUUCAAGAAUCGGUGGCGACGUCCACUAUUAAGUAUGGUGCCAUGUCGUCCAAUGCAGACCGGUUGAUGUCGACUGCCGCCAUGGUACACAACAUUCCAGGGGCUCCGAAACUCCAUGCUGCGACGACAGAAGCCCUCGGACCUGGCUCAUACAAGAACUCGACACAAUUCGCGCGCAAGGAAGCGACCAAAUUGAACGGGUUCACGUCACUCUUGCCGUCCGAGCAUACGAAGGACCGCUUCGGUAUGAAGCUCAACAAGAACACAGGCUUUGUUGAGGCCAGGUUAAACGUGGCCAAAACCGCCACGGCAUCCAGUGCAAAAGUUGCAGGAAAAGGCGGCGGCGUGGACGCGAUCUUCGGGAUGGACUUGGCGGAAGCAGGCGGGGAUGGAAUUGAUUUUGACUACCUCAUGGCGCUGAUUCGCAAUGCUACUGGACCGUACGACAAGGACAGCCACGUUGACCCAGAGACACCGUUGCCGCCACAACCCCAAGCCCCGAUGGGGAUUUCGCUUGACCCUCGGUUUGAUUGUGAAGAUGACGACGACGACGACAACUAUGACGAGAGCGAUUCAUGCGAAGAAGGCGAGAUCGAUUUCCACCCAAGCGACGGAAUGCAAGGGCAGAUGCCCAUUUGGGCGCUUUCCGAUUGUCCUGACACGCCACAUCUAUCUCUGCGCGAGGCAAAUCGUGAAGACGGAAGCGUCGAUGUAACCCCGGCCAUCAACAUCACACAAGCACCGUUCUUUCUCCACCCGCUCUCCCCCGAUUGUUUGUCUCCUCAAACCCAGUUUAACCGCAUUCUUGGCCCUGGAGCUCCCGUCAGCUCUUUUGAGCCGCGUCCUCCUGCACGUCGGCGGCAUUCUUUCACUGCAAAGAGCCGGCCAGUUCCCGCGCUGCCGCUUGUGCGUCGCAUAGGCCAUCACGUCCCACCGACGAGCAACAACGUUCAUGCUGCGAUCUUCUCCGACGAAUCAGACGACGAAAACGAUAUGCACAACACGACUCUGUCGUCUAUUUCAUCCGACCUGAACUUUCACGACCUCGACGGUGACGGCCAUACUGACCAGAUCGAGGACGAACCCCCGUCCAGUGGCCAACAAACGACGAUCCCUCAGCUCCUCUUACCACACCUGGUAGCCCUGGGCUUUGAUGCGUCGAUCACGCUGUCCGCACUGCAAACCAGUUACGGGCACUACCAAACGCAGAGUCGGGACAACAACCGAUCGGAUGGCGAGAACCUGGAUGAGCACGUGCUUCUCUUUGCCGAGUUGGUCAAAUGCGUCGUGGACCGGCACCAUGGGACCGCACCCGUCGACAAUCAAGGGGUGGCCGAGCCCGAGUCUCGCGCGUCGCUUCCGACCACCCACACCACGCUUCACAAGCUCCAACACAUCAUGCAACCCAUCCAGCCGGACACUACGUUUCCGUGGCCAGUAUUUGACAUGGCGCAGUACGAAUUUGGAACGUCCCGCCCAGGGACGAGCUUUGGAUGCGUUGUGGUUGUAGUAAACCUUCCAAAGGUCGACAAGGACAUGGUUGUCGACGCCAUCCACCAGUUGCUGCUCGUUCAUUUGUUUGCGAUGGUGUCGAUCCCGCUGCAAGUGAUUUUGCCACUCGGGCCGAACGGAAUGACCAUGAAAGGGCAUGGAUUCGUCGAGUUUCAGAACCGCCAACAAGCCACGCUGGCCGCGAGGACGCUGGACGGCUUCCGAUGGAGUCUCACGGAGCCACCAAUUCGAUCGAUGCUGUUUCGAGAGUACCAUGGAAGCACAAGCAAUGUCAAGGACGGCCAGGAUGACACGAACGACAUGACGUUGCACGCAAUGGACUUGAUCAGCGAAGCCGACGACGAUGGCGACGAUGGCGCUGGCCCUGACAACCAGCAUCAUCACACGCACCAUUUGACCCAGCGAAACGAACAACUCGAGUACUUGAUCCACUACGUCGAGCAAGACCGCGACGCGAUUCUGCUCGAGAACGAAGACCUCAAGUGCAUGUUGGACAAGUAUCGCAUGCGGGAACACGAGCAGGAAGAGGCGCUGCACAGUUUAACUGGGCUGCGGAAGCGCAUUCAAGUCAACGAACUCAAAUAUCGCGAGCAUGUCAGGCGGAUGCGUGAAAAUGAACGCGUGAUCGAGUCGCUGCAGCGCCGCAUGAAUGAACUCACGGGCAAUACACAGGCACUGCACGCCCUCAGCGUGCCGGAACUGCGCGACUUGGAGGAUGCCCUCGACACGGCUCUGUACAAGGCACGGGCCGUCAAGGAACAAAAGAUCGUUGAGCAGCGCCAGGCGCUAGACAGACAGGUCGAAGUGCAGCAGGAACUCAAGCUGUGUGUGAUAUGCCUCGCCGCCGAGAAAACGAUCCUGUGCUUGCCUUGCCGCCACGUGUGUAUGUGCGAGCCAUGCUCCACCCACUCGGAAGUGACGCGGUGCCCGAUCUGCCGCCUCGAUAUUGCCGAGCGCAUGGUGAUUUUUGCCUAACGUCGAUACCCGAAGCAUCCUGCCCACCCGUCCACCUCUCGAGCAUCGACAUUCAAAAAGGUAUAUAAAUUACACCGACCACUGGCGUUGUCGACGCGUGCAAGUCUUCCGUCGAAGAAGGUGCUCUCGACAGCGCCACGCGAUCGACUUGACAGGACGUGGUCUACACAAUGCGUUGGUUGGGCAUGGCAGCGCACUUCCGACGGUGCGCGGCCAUCUCUCGGAGCGUCUUAAAAGCAAAAACGGCUAAUUUUCCACACGUG
Messenger RNA from Aphanomyces invadans, 3542 nucleotides. RefSeq lists its product as hypothetical. Gene Ontology annotation, molecular function: nucleic acid binding; DNA-binding transcription factor activity; ubiquitin protein ligase activity. Bases 1 to 3279 code for a protein of 1092 amino acids. Lineage: Eukaryota; Oomycota; Saprolegniomycetes; Saprolegniales; Verrucalvaceae. The transcript is spliced from 19 exons. Gene Ontology annotation, biological process: ubiquitin-dependent protein catabolic process; regulation of DNA-templated transcription; protein ubiquitination. Gene Ontology annotation, cellular component: nucleus. The record is from RefSeq and is a predicted model, not a curated record.